Messenger RNA from Nymphalis io (European peacock), 1718 nucleotides. Its product is annotated as collagen alpha-1(I) chain-like. The record is from RefSeq and is a predicted model, not a curated record. The transcript has 6 exons. NCBI's taxonomy places the organism in Eukaryota, Metazoa, Arthropoda, Insecta, Lepidoptera, Nymphalidae. Bases 56 to 1444 code for a protein of 462 amino acids.
UAACUUUACGUUUUCAUUGUAAUAUUGACCUUUGUUGUGAGCGCCCAAAUUCAAAAUGCGCUUUAAUUUAAUUUGUUUAAUAUUCAUAACGUUUUACAGCAGCAUUUUAACGGAAGUACUUGCAAAUACGGAUGAAAAGCCAACGGUACCCAAAGAUGGACAGCCAUCGGUGCCCAAUGAUGGAGAGCCAUCGGUAGGCAAGGAUGGAGAACCAUCAGUAGGCAAGGAUGGAGUGUCAUCAAUAGGCAAGGAUGGAGGGCCAGCAGCAGGCAAGGAUGGAGUGUCAUCAAUAGGCAAGGAUGGAGUGUCAUCAAUAGGCAAGGAUGGAGGGCCAGCAGCAGGCAAGGAUGGAGUGUCAUCAAUAGGCAAGGAUGGAGGGCCAGCAGCAGGCAAGGAUGGAGUGUCAUCAAUAGGCAAGGAUGGAGGGCCAGCAGCAGGCAAGGAUGGAGUGUCAUCAAUAGGAAAGGAUGGAGGGCCAGCAGCAGGCAAGGAUGGAGUGUCAUCAAUAGGCAAGGAUGGAGGGCCAGCAGCAGGCAAGGCUGGAGAACCAGCAGCAGGCAAGGAUGGAGUGUCAUCAAUAGGCAAGGAUGGAGAACCAUCAGUAGGCAAGGAUGGAGUGUCAUCAAUAGGCAAGGAUGGAGGGCCAGCAGCAGGCAAGGAUGGAGUGUCAUCAAUAGGCAAGGAUGGAGUGUCAUCAAUAGGCAAGGAUGGAGAACCAUCAGUAGGCAAGGAUGGAGUGUCAUCAAUAGGCAAGGAUGGAGGGCCAGCAGCAGGCAAGGAUGGAGUGUCAUCAAUAGGCAAGGAUGGAGGGCCAGCAGCAGGCAAGGAUGGAGUGUCAUCAAUAGGCAAGGAUGGAGGGCCAGCAGCAGGCAAGGAUGGAGUGUCAUCAAUAGGCAAGGAUGGAGGGCCAGCAGCAGGCAAGGAUGGAGUGUCAUCAAUAGGCAAGGAUGGUGAGCCAGCAGCAGGCAAGGCUAGAGAACCAGCAGCAGGCAAGGAUGGAGUGUCAUCAAUAGGCAAGGAUGGAGGGCCAGCAGCAGGCAAGGAUGGAGUGUCAUCAAUAGGUAAGGAUGGAGGGCCAGCAGCGGGCAAGGCUGGAGAACCAUCAGUAGGCAAGAAUGGAGAGCCAUCAGUAGGCAAGGAUGCCGAGCCUCCAAUAGGUAAGCACGGAGAGAAACCAGCAGGCAAUGAUGGAGAGCCAUCAAUACGCAAGGAUGGAGGGCCAGAGUUAACAUCAAGAUUGGGAGAAAAAGCACCGAUUAAAACAGACGAAAUAAAAGAUAAAAGGUCUAAUUCGUCGUCAACUGGGAAAACUAUCGCCAUACUGGUAUCUUCGAUGAUCAUCGCCGUAGCCUUCAUUUGGGGUACAACAAUAGUGUAUCGGCGAUAUAAGGCUAAAACAUACGAUGUCAGACGGCAAAACAUUGAACUAGGAAAUCAAAACUAGCUUACUAAAAUAAUUGCCAAGAACUGGUAUAAAAAGUGUUAUAAUUAAAAUGUAGUGUGUGUGCAGUUGUGAUGGAUAGGAAGUUCUUUGUGAAUAAGAUGAAUUAUCAUCUUUGAGCUUAUAAUUGUUAUUUAAUGAUAAUGUAAAAUUUUCUAUUAUAUAGAAUUUUAUUUGUAUUAUUAGUUUUACACUAAGCGAGAAAAUAUAUCCUUGAUAAUACUUUAUGGCUUUGUCGAUGGUUAUGUAAAAUUAAAAAAUUAUUUAAAUACGAUAA